This is a messenger RNA of Akanthomyces muscarius, 945 nucleotides long. RefSeq lists its product as uncharacterized. Gene Ontology annotation, biological process: regulation of DNA-templated transcription. Gene Ontology annotation, molecular function: DNA-binding transcription factor activity, RNA polymerase II-specific; zinc ion binding. The coding region runs from base 1 to 945 and encodes 314 amino acids. Lineage: Eukaryota; Fungi; Ascomycota; Sordariomycetes; Hypocreales; Cordycipitaceae. The transcript has 3 exons. The record is from RefSeq and is a predicted model, not a curated record.
AUGAAGCAGCAGCUUCAUCGUACAUGCAUGGCAAUGGACCGUCCUCAAAGAACGGCUGCAGGCGCAGCCGCCGCAAGCUCAUCCUCCCCGAGUGAUCAAGGCUCCGGCGAUGUCGGCACCUCCUCGCAACACUCGUCGAUGCACAACAACCCCGCAAAGAAGACCACCGGUCGCCAGAAGAAGUGGGCUGUCAAGGUACGGACUGGGUGCCUCACAUGCCGCGCUCGCCGCAUCAAGUGCGACGAGGCAAAGCCAGACUGCCAGCGCUGCCUCAAGAGCGGCCACACGUGCCGCGGCUACUCUGUCGCCGCGCCGGCGCAGCAGAAACGCCCGUUUCAGUUGGCCGUGGCGAUUGCGCCCGACAUUGCCAGAGAGUACCAAAAGGGUCAUGCCACGAGGUUUGGUCCUGUCGAGGCACACAGCCAAACGCUGCCUCGCCGCGUGCGCGAGGCCGAACCCCCCGACUGGGACUAUAUCGAGUCUUUUCGCUACUUCUACUCGGUGAUCCAGCCACAUCGCCAUCAGGAUCUCGACGCCGGCCAUGACCAGCAUCUGCCCUCGGCGCGCACCAGCGUCCGCCCCAACUUCAUCGUCUCGAUCCUCUCGCACCGCAUCCUCACCGCAGCCAAGACGGGCGGGCGCGGCAUGAGGCCCGCCGGCGAGGACCCGACGCUGACGGGCGCCUGGGAGAGCUACUUUCGCUACGUCCUGCAGGUAAUUGACAUUGUCAACGAGUGCAUCAGCGACAAGGGGCCCUACGGCGGCUACCGGGGCACCUUUAGCCGAAUCGUCGAUCUCGUCGCGCUGGAGCUGGAGCUGCAGGGCGUGGCGUGGCGCGCGCACAUGGAGGGCUUCCUGGCCUUUUUGGAGCACUACGGCGGCGUGCAAGAGGUGCUGCGCAGACCGCGGCCGCCAUUCUAUCAGUUUCAGUUUCUGUUUGUGUAA